Suillus clintonianus is the source of this 645-nucleotide messenger RNA. RefSeq lists its product as uncharacterized. The record is from RefSeq and is a predicted model, not a curated record. NCBI's taxonomy places the organism in Eukaryota, Fungi, Basidiomycota, Agaricomycetes, Boletales, Suillaceae. The transcript has 4 exons. The coding region runs from base 1 to 630 and encodes 209 amino acids.
AUGGCAGCGCGUGACAGUCCUGAGACUUUCUUUGAAGAGGCGCCACGGGAGGCCAUGUGCGAGGCUCGUGUAGUGAAGAACAAACAGGCAGGCAGGGCACGUGGGUAUAGCGUUGAGGAGGAGGACGUGCGUGAAAGAGAGCUCGAGGUUGGCGAGCUCAACGUCAACGUUGAGGCGGAGGACGUGUGGGAAAGAAAGCUCGAGUUGCAGCAAUCCUCAACACCAGCAUUAAAUGCUGUCCCAAAUAACCCAGGACCUUUGGGUAUUUGGCGUAGCCAUCGACGCGGGCUUCCUGCGCCCCCAACAGCGUCGUUCACCACCAUCUUACGUGGAUCUGUCCGUUGGACCAAGUACAACGGCUCUGGACACCGCCUAGCCAUCGACACAGGCUUCCUGCGCCCCCAACAGCGUCUUUCACCACCUCCUACGUGGAUCUGCCUGCUGGACCAAGCGCAACGGCUCUGGACACCACCCUCAUCUCUCAACACGCUUUCUACACUACCCUCACCUUGUCAAUCACGCUAUCUACACACUCUAACCACCCAUGUCGCGACCAUCAGCGAGGAGGAUCACAGGGCUGUCGAAGGCAACCAUAAAACAUGGUUUUCGACGCUCUGUGCGAACGAUUGAUGUACUGAAGGCAGG